AUGUCACGGUCCCAGUUCAAAAACCUCCCUGUGACUGUUAGACACGAUGUAUAUCCGGCAAUUUCUCCAGAGUCUUACUUCUCUGGCUCCUCAUUCCGCGACAAAGUCGUCCUCGUCGUCGGGGCAUCCAAAGGCAUAGGCCUAUCCAUCUCCACCUUUUACGCUCGUGCAGGAGCAAAACUUGCAAUUGUUUCCAGAUCACAGAAGGCCCUGGAUGUGGCCAAGUCCCAAAUCCACCUUGAAGUAGGCUCUUCAGCGAAACCUGAGGUGUUUUCUGCGGUAGCAGAUGUCACCGACACCAACGCUAUAGCCGAAGUCGUACGGAAGGUGGUGGAUAAGUACGGUCGACUGGACAUCGUCGUUGCGAAUGCCGGGACAAGCAGUCCUUGGGAUAAGCCUUUUGUGAAGACCGAUCCAGAUGUCGAUUGGUGGAAAACUGUGGAAGUGAAUCUACGAGGCGUAUACAAUGUUGCCCACUACUCUCUUCCGCACCUGGAAAAAACCAAUGGCGCUUUUGUAGCCGUCUCCUCGAUGGCAGCACAAAUCAACCUGCCGUUUGCCAGUGCUUAUGUUGUAUCAAAAGCUGCAUUGAACAGGUUCAUUGAGUAUGUCUCCAUUGAGCAUCCUGGGGUUAAGUCUUUCAGUGUGCAUCCCGGUUCAAUCCAAACCGAGAUGGCGUUGGCAGUUUUGUCGAACUGGGAAUCUGUCCCAGUGGAUACGCUCCAACUACCUGCUGCCACGAUCUUGAAAUUGACGGAUGGAAGUGGAAGAUUUGACUGGCUUUCAGGAAAGUUCGUUUCAGCUAAUUGGGAUCUGGAAGAAGUGGAGCGAGAUUGGAAGGAGAAGAUUGUUAACGAAAGUCUGCUUGUCACCAGAAUUGUUGUUGACUAAGUGCUAUGCAUGUAGUUUAUCGCGCAUACCUAUCGCAGUACUGUGACAGUGUUAGAUUGGAAAAGAAAGGCGUGAAGGCAAAAAUGGCUAUCGCAUCUGGAUUGAAAACGGUAUAGAGGUAAAGAUAGGGUUUUUUUAGAAAUC
Molecule: messenger RNA, 1035 nt
Organism: Lentinula edodes (shiitake mushroom)
Lineage: Eukaryota; Fungi; Basidiomycota; Agaricomycetes; Agaricales; Omphalotaceae
Product: NAD-P-binding protein
Exons: 6
Coding region: 1-891 (296 amino acids)
Cellular component (GO): intracellular anatomical structure
Molecular function (GO): oxidoreductase activity, acting on NAD(P)H, oxygen as acceptor
Source: RefSeq, a predicted model, not a curated record